Acanthochromis polyacanthus (spiny chromis) is the source of this 2999-nucleotide messenger RNA. Its product is annotated as solute carrier family 28 member 3. Gene Ontology annotation, biological process: purine nucleoside transmembrane transport; pyrimidine nucleoside transport. Gene Ontology annotation, cellular component: membrane. Gene Ontology annotation, molecular function: pyrimidine- and adenosine-specific:sodium symporter activity. Lineage: Eukaryota; Metazoa; Chordata; Actinopteri; Pomacentridae. The record is from RefSeq and is a predicted model, not a curated record.
UUUAUUCUGUUUUGUACCAAGCACGGAAUAGCUGUGGAGGAAAACUCCCAGUGUGGACUCAGUUGAACCUCUUCUAACCUCUGCAUGCUGGCUAUUUGCAUGAUGGUCCUGAAAAAUUGUACAGUAGUGCACUCUAGUGGCAACUGGGAUACAUGAGAAAUAUGAGACUGCUGUGUCAUUUUUAGAAACAACUACAUUCAAGCAGAAACAAUACUAUGUUUUUAGGGGAACAGGAACUGAUUCUCUGAAGUUAGUUUCAUUCAGGAAAGAGAGUGAGCACAGUUUACAAAUAUUAUGAAAGAAUCUUUGCCAAAAUAAGAACAAAAGAAAUAAGGGAGCACAAAAGAUACAGGGAGUCAUAGAAGUAGAAUGGAAGGGAGGGGAAAAAGAUAGGACAGGUGUUUCAAAAAAGCCUCCCAAAAGGUGUCUGAACAGUGUCUGGACAGCAAGAGAAUGGAGCUGAAUAUAGCAGAAAAGGGGAAUCAAGAACAGGGAGAAGACAAUGAGGCCUUUGAAUCACAGGAACAGGAUCAGAUAUGUGCUGAUGUGGACAGUGCUUCUGAAGUUACAGAUGAUGCACACAACAGCACAAACCAACACAACAAAAGCUUGCUGGAGAAGAAAAUGGAGGCACUCCAGACCUGUUUGGCUGAGCGCAAAGAUCAGAUUCACCUGAUUAUGCGACUAGUUUUAGCAGCAGGCUUCGUUGCCAUGGUGAUAGCGGCAUGUGUUCUGAACUUCCACCAGGCUGUGGGGCUGCUGGUCAUCUCCUUGGUAACCAUGUUCUUUCUGGUCUGGGAUUGGAUGAUGGAACGCUAUAGCGACUGGGUGUGGGAGGCUCUCGCUCCUAUCAGAGUUGCUCUCACAAGAAACUGGUUUUGGAUCAGAUGGAUAAUAUAUAUGUUGCUGCUGGUGGCCGUGGUGUGUUGGCUCGCACUGGACACGGCCCAGCGGGGGACCAGACAGCUCGUGUCUUUCUUUGGUUUGCUGCUGUUCAUCUUCUUAAUGCUGCUGUUCUCCAAACACCCAUUCAGAUGGUGUUGGCGAACUUUGCUUUGUGGAACCGGGCUACAGUUUAUCUUCGGUCUGCUGAUUCUCAGAACCACAUCUGGAUUAAGUGCACUGAAAUGGCUUGGAAAGCAAGCAGAGAUGUUUAUGUCGUUCGCAGAUGUCAGAUCUAAAUUUGUUUUUGGUGACAGUUAUACGGACCACCUGUUUGCCUUUAGGGUGAUGCCUAUAUUGGUUUUGAGCUCGGUCAUCUCCAUUCUGUACUACGUUGGCUUCAUGCCCUGGCUCAUUUGCAAGAUUGGAUUCAUAAUGCAGGUUACCAUGGGAACAUCUGCGACAGAGUCAAUGGCUGCAGCUGGAAAUAUAUUCCUGGGAAACACUGACUCACCUCUACUGAUUCGUCCGUACAUCAGGGAACUAACAGUGUCUGAGAUCCACGCUGUGAUGACUGGGGGGUUUGCCAGCAUCUCUGGUACCAUUUUAGGAGCCUUUAUCUCUUUUGGGGUUGAGGCAUCACACUUGUUGACAGCAUCAUUAAUGUCUGCUCCAGCCUCUCUGGCCAUCGCCAAGAUGUUCUGGCCUGAAAAGGAAGCAUCCAUCAAAAUCUUCCAUCAUGACCUUAAAAUGGACAAAGGAGAGAGUCAGAAUGUGUUGGAAGCAGCAUCUCAGGGUGCAUCUCGUGCUGUAGGUCUGGUGGCCAACAUCAUUGUCAACCUCAUUGCCUUUCUUGCACUGCUGGCGUUUUUCGAUGCAGUCCUCUCCUGGCUGGGUGGGAUGUUGGACUGUCCGCAGCUCAGCUUCUCGCUCAUCUGCUCCUAUGUGUUCAUGCCACUCUCCUUCAUGAUGGGAGUUUCCUGGGAGGACAGUUUCAUUGUUGCUGAGCUGAUUGGCAUUAAGACCUUCCUCAAUGAAUUUGUGGCCUAUCAGAAGUUGUCAGAGUUAAUAAAGAGGAGGAAGGCAGGAGGGCCAGAAUAUGUGAACCAUGUAAAGCAGUAUAUUUCUGUCCACUCUGAAACCAUCGCAACCUACGCUUUGUGUGGAUUUUCUAACUUUGCUGCUUUGGGGAUGUCAAUAGGAGGACUGUCUGCCAUGGCUCCAGACAGACGAUCUGACAUCUCCAGCUGUGGCCGAAGAGCUCUGAUUGCAGGCAGCGUCUCCUGUUUCAUGACAGCUUGUAUUGCAGGUAUGUUGUACAUCCCUGAUCCUCAGUGUCAACAUUUCCUGAUCAGAGAAUUCAAUAAGACCAAUGUGACCAUCAGCCCACCACUGCUCACCUGCUGCACACAGCUUUAUAACAGUGUGACGGUGUAUGAGCCAUGGAACGUGACAGCCGGGGAAGGAUUCAGUCAGAGCAGUCUGCAAGGCUGCUGCACACUCAUACCGCCUAAACAUUUUAACUGCAGCUGGGCGCUGUGAGUCAACAGGAACAAAAACACACACCUAAACGCCAGAAACACGUGUUGCUUUUAUAAAACUAAUUUGCAUUGUUAAUUGCUUUUUAAAUGAAGCUCUCCUUCACUGCUUCUGUACCAAAAGAAAGCAUUUUUUUGCAUGUGUGUCAAUUAUUAUUUACAUUUACAGCAGUACAUAAAGUAAAUACAAUUAACUGUAACUGUAUGUUAUGUAAUUAACUGUAAUUUUUAAUCCAAUAAUAGAAAAUGUAUUCUUCUCAAGUAAAUGUCCUUAUACAUAAUGAGUACUUUAAGCUUUCAUACUGUAUGUAUAUCUUGAUAUAUUUGUACUGAAUGGUCGUAUUUUUCAUGCCUGACCUGCUUUUGAGUAUUUCCACAUUGUGGUGUUGCCACUUUUAUUUCUUUUACCACUGCUUUUUGAAAAUGUAGACCUUUCUUGACCAGUAGGAUUUCCUGAAAGUGAACAUAUCUUCCUAUUUCUGUUUCUUUUGAACAUACACUAUGCUGUAUGAAUGUAUUUGUUUGUUUCCUAUCUGUCUGUUGCAGUCAAUGAGGUGUCAAAUAUAAGUCUUAAGAUGA